CUAAGUGCUCACUCACAGUCAGAGGCAGAGUGGAAACCUCUUGUCAAGUUUCUUUCUGACCCUCAGAGCAUCAGCGUUUUAACAGAUUCUCUUAUUCAUUGUUUCCCUUCUACACUGGGCUCUCUGUUUUCAGAUAACUGUGUCGAUGGCAUUCACUCCUCUGAAUAUCUGAUUUUCAGGAACAAAAACUUGGCCUCAUCACUACUACUCUCUGUUCUGCAGUCGGGCUGGCGUGACGCAUGGACACUGCCAGGGCGCACACUUCUCAUUGAGAAACUUUGUCUUUUGCGCCACGAAGUUCAGGUUUUCCAACCGACUCUACCUUUUUUGGUAUUUCAGUAUUUUUUUUUUUUCAAGGAUGCUCGUCUCUACAUGGAAUAGAUGCUGUGUUAUGAUGUUUCUCGUCGCUGCACUACGGACGGGGACAUCCCAGGUAUCAGAGGCGCGCCCAAAGGCGAACUCCAUCAAGCCAGCUCUGUUGGAAGAGACACCUACACCCGCUACAAACCGGUCUGCCACCGUCCACAGCGGGAUCACGAAGAAACAUAACAUCCUUUCGCAGCAGGUGUAUCCAUGCAGCAACGAUAAGGAGUGCUCUGUGGGCAGCUACUGCCACAGCCCUCAACAGGCACCCUCUCGCUGCCUCACCUGCCGCAGGAGGAAGAAGCGCUGCCAUCGAGAUGCCAUGUGCUGUUCAGGGAACCGCUGCAGCAACUAUAUUUGUGUCCCCAUCUCUGAGAGUGUGCUCUCACCUCACAUCUCAGUAUUAUCUGAGCACAACAAACUCUCCACUAAAGACCACAACUGGAGAAAGAGUGGCAAAGCACAUGCUAAGCAUUCUCUUAAAGGACACGAGGGUGACGCUUGCCUGCGCUCAUCCGACUGCUCGGAGGGCCACUGCUGUGCCCGCCAUUUCUGGACCAAAAUCUGCAAGCCGGUGCUGAGGCAGGGAGAGGUGUGCACCAAGCAGAGGAAGAAAGGCUCUCACGGCCUGGAGAUCUUCCAGCGCUGUGACUGUGCCAAGGGCCUCUCCUGCAAGGUGUGGAAAGACGCCACCUCCUCGUCCAAGUCCAGGCUCCACAUGUGCCAGAAGAUCUGAAGCGGAGGCAGCUGCUGUCGGCAUAGAGGCCUCUGUCUCCAUCUGCCAGUGAAAGUUUUUUAAAGGAUGGGUUGUGGCUGUAAUGAAAAGGAGUAAAAGACAGAGACUAACAAGAGACAGAGCAGACUGUGUGGGUUCAAGCUCGCUAUUCAGCAAGCGCAGAGCGAAUGGGAAUGCUUUAAUGUGUUUGCUGUGAGUGGUCCAUCCCUGCACCCACAUACAAACACGCACCAUCACACACGCACACAUACACCUCGCAGCUUUGCGAGAUCAUAGAGCUCAUGGUGUGUUUGCUCACAAAUACAGCAAACUCUUUACACAUUUUCAAUGGCAUUCAGGGAGCCACACAGUUAGCCAGUAGAUGCUGUGAUAGGCGUGGACCUUUUCAAGAUGGAGGCAGCAGACGUAGCAGUCUUUCAUCGUGCUUCAGUUUAUAACAAUAAGACAGGUAGACUAUUUACAUAGAAGCCAUAUUUUUACUGCAGUACCUUCUUUAACAAAGUCCAAAGUCCAUUUGUUUAAUAAAACAGAUGUGUAAUAUGUUGUUUCACUACUGGAUGUGAAUUUUGUCUUGAUGUGUUGUCUCUUUUGUCAGUUUUCAGUAUCACAUUGUUUAAGUCGUGAAGAAUUCAGCUAUUGCUAUACAAGACAUUCACAAGCAGUGAAAAUGUCCAGACCCCAUAAAUACUGGUCACAUCAUGUGAGGAUCUAAUUGCAUACACUGUUCAAACCAGUGCUCGACUUGUGUGAAGAAUGAAAGAACAUUUACAUUAGAGUGAUGAGUUUCAUCUGGGGAAUCAGCUCCUUGCCCCGAUUUUUAGCCACAAGAAGGGAGAUGAAGUAUUGUGUCCGUUGUGGAAGUCUUGUUUGAUCUGUCAGAUGCAGCUGCAAUCUAUUGUGAUACAACUGUGUGGGUUAAAACAGUUUGCUCUGAGGUAGCGCUCUGCUGCAGACUUAGCGGUUCCGAUACUAGACCCAGAAUGGUUCUGCUUUUCCAAUCACAUGAACAGGAUUCAAGGAUACGAUGGAAGUGCAAUUUUUUCCAUUUACAAAGCCAGUAGGAAUGGAGACGUGAGAAGAUUGAUUAGAGUUACAAAAACGCUCCAUAAACCUGAUGUUUUCAAAGAGAAUUGCAGUUUGAAUCAACAUUUUGUUGAUGGCACACGGCCUUGUAUAUUUUUCUGUUUUUUUCAAAUAUGACUGCAUACUUUGUUCUCAUGAAAUACCGUUCAGUCUUCUGUUGUACUGGAGGUGAAGCAACGCUUUUAUCGGUACCACUCCUUUAAACAACCACUUGUUAUCCACAUAGUCAAUAUAAUAUCACAUUUGCCUCCUUUUGCUUUAAUGUUUUUAGAGCAUAAAGUACACACAUUUUGUAACCAUAUAAAAAUAUCAAUAAGCUCUUAUAUUGUAAAUAGAUUGGAGACAAUGAAAAUGUAUUUAAGAAUCAAUGUAUAUCAUGUACAUAUAAUAAAAAUACUGUAUGAAUCUUAAACAUUACAGCAAAAUGAUCUAGGUGAGAAGAGUAAAGAGAUGAGACAGGAUCAGCACAGUUGGACUAAUUCAAAAUAAUGUAGUAAUGAUUAAAGCUGUGUGUAUAGACAAGAGGGGAAAGGCAUAGAUAGCUUUGACUAAUGUUACAAACUAGAUACGCCGAAAGGAUAGUUCUUAAAAGAAAGAAAAGCACAUUAAUUUCCAAAAUAGUUUGUGUAAAUGGUGUGUAAAUGGUUUCAAGAUUUAUAUCCCACUAAAUAUUGCUUGUGUGAAUACUUCCCAUUGAUUUCUUUUGUGUAUUUACAAUGAUGAAUGAAUAAAAGAAUGUAUUUUGUAUCACUGGUUACAAAAGGACUUGUUAUUUCUCAUUGUGUUGCUUCUUGUGUUGGAUUUUUAGAAUGUGAGACAGGAAGUAAAACCAUGGUAAGAUUAAAAAUAUAUAUACAUUAUUCAUUAUAUUAACACUUACAAUAAUAAAAUUAAAUUUAUAAAAAGCUCACAGGGUUUGUUUCAGACACGCCAAAUGUCACUUGACAUCAGCUGCUUCACCUGCUUCUUUUCAUAACAUCAACAUUAAAGCCCCUAAAAACUUGGUUUCAGAUCUUAAAGGUGCCCUGUGGAGUUUUCCUGUAAACAAACAAAGUUAUGCUUAUGUUUAGUGUUACUAAACACAACACAUUGUGUGCAUCCUUGAGGAAUAACAAGCCUGUUGAAUGCAAUUCCUUUUUGAACAGUUUACAUUGUUUACAUCCAUGUUUUCUUGCUAACAGUUGCAGUUCUUCUUCCUUGUGUUUUGUUGGCACACUGCUAAGUUUCUUUGCAUGUUACAAUCGUUGAUCAUAGAUCAGCAGAAUAAUGUGAAACCACGGGCAGGAAUAUAUACUGUAUAUGUGUAAAAAAUAGGGACCCACUCAUCAAAAAACUACUAAAAGCAGUCAAAGUUUUUCAUGUUCAUGACUACAAACAACAAUCAAAGUUAAAAAAUGGAAAAAAAAACAAUUAUAAAGAAUGUAAUGCUCUUUUAAAACUCAGCUAGGCUCAUCUUCUUUGAGACGAAUUGGGUAUGUUUUGAAAAAAAUAUUAUUUUUUUUAUUACAUUAAAACCAUAUCAGUUUAGCAAGUAGCUUGCAGUGCUUAAGCAUGAUAAAAGUUAACUGAGCUUUAAAAAGUAAAAAUAUUUGUGAGAUUAAAUGCUACUGUGUCAGCUGACCAUCUAAUCCAAGCUGAAAUGAUCACAGUUUAAAAUGUAUUUUGGAGAUGGACUGAUGCAAUAAAUCCUGAAACAGUUCAAGGUUCACUAAA
Toxotes jaculatrix (banded archerfish) is the source of this 3895-nucleotide messenger RNA. RefSeq names its product dickkopf WNT signaling pathway inhibitor 2 (gene dkk2). The transcript is spliced from 4 exons. Gene Ontology annotation, molecular function: receptor antagonist activity; co-receptor binding. Gene Ontology annotation, biological process: multicellular organism development; negative regulation of canonical Wnt signaling pathway. Bases 359 to 1099 code for a protein of 246 amino acids. The record is from RefSeq and is a predicted model, not a curated record. Gene Ontology annotation, cellular component: extracellular region. NCBI's taxonomy places the organism in Eukaryota, Metazoa, Chordata, Actinopteri, Toxotidae.